AUGGCAGCGGUUCAAGCCAAGCCCCAAUGGCCGGUUCGUCCGGGAAUUCAGCAUCAAAAUAGCCAGAAUGCCGCAAGUUUAACAUUAAACAGAUCGAUAAACUUAUAUCCGCUAACAAAUUACACAUUCGGUACGAAAGAACCGCUGUUUGAAAAAGAUGCAUCGGUACCUGCUAGGUUCCAGAGAAUGCGUGAAGAAUUUACUAAAAUCGGCAUGAGAAGGUCUGUGGAAGGAGUACUAUUAGUACAUGAACAUGGUUUACCGCAUGUAUUGUUACUGCAACUUGGGACUGCUUUCUUCAAGCUACCAGGUGGUGAACUUAAUCCUGGAGAAGAUGAAAUCGAAGGGCUAAAGAGAUUGCUUACAGAGACUCUUGGAAGACAAGAUGGAGUUAAACAGGAUUGGCUUAUUGAAGACACAAUUGGAAACUGGUGGCGUCCAAACUUUGAACCACCACAGUAUCCGUAUGUCCCACCCCACAUAACUAAACCUAAAGAACAUAAACGUCUCUUCUUAGUGCAGUUACAGGAUAGGGCAUUAUUUGCUGUACCCAAGAACUAUAAAUUAGUGGCUGCUCCUCUAUUUGAGUUAUAUGAUAAUGCUCAGGGAUAUGGGCCGAUUAUUUCCUCCCUUUCACAAAGUUUAUGUAGGUUCAACUUUGUUUAUAUGUAA
Molecule: messenger RNA, 672 nt
Organism: Pieris macdunnoughi
Lineage: Eukaryota; Metazoa; Arthropoda; Insecta; Lepidoptera; Pieridae
Source: the annotation of a GenBank genome assembly